Messenger RNA from Gadus morhua (Atlantic cod), 3569 nucleotides. It is a transcript of the gene pgap6, whose product is annotated as post-glycosylphosphatidylinositol attachment to proteins 6. Gene Ontology annotation, cellular component: membrane. The transcript has 13 exons. The record is from RefSeq and is a predicted model, not a curated record. The coding region runs from base 98 to 2398 and encodes 766 amino acids. NCBI's taxonomy places the organism in Eukaryota, Metazoa, Chordata, Actinopteri, Gadiformes, Gadidae.
CCCGGAAGUUGCGGCGGGUCGAACUCUGCUUCGAUUGGCUCGUGUUGUUGGACGUGAGAGCUAACAUGUAAAGGCUCAGAAAGUUGACACGGGGAAAAUGGAAUUUCAUAUUAUUCUAUGUUUUCUCUUCGUUGCACUGACCGCUGUGUCCUCCGAAGACGAUGGACAGGUGGUCUUCGUCAAGGAGCUGUCGUCCAAGCCGGCCCAGAAGCUGUCCCGGUACGGCUGGUUCGGCAGCGCCCGGCUGCAGAGGUUCGUGAUACCGGAGGACGCGGCCGUCGCGCGGUGGCGCUUCACGGUCACCAAGGGCCACAGAUUCCCCGGCUUCUGUGGAGAGCACAAUGUGACCAUUCAUAUCCGGUGGGGCGCGCCCCCGGUCGUUAACCCUGUGGGCCAGAUGUUUCCCAACGACACAGCGUGGAGCCCCGCCCACUCUCUGCACCUGCCGGUGACCUCUCAGGCCACGGGGACCUUUAACCUCUCGGACCCCAGCCCUGGGGAUUGGUAUGUGGCCGCACACCUGCCCAGAGAUGACGGGCGCAUCGAACAGAAGGGCUUUCCGUCCUGCUCCUACUACUUCCAGCCCCAUCUGUCAAUCAGGAGGGCCGUGGACACGCCUAUCCUCCAGCCGACCUCCGGUCUUCCUCAGGCCGCCGCCCCGGACCGACCUGCUCGGCUAAAAUUGUUUGUUCCGGAGUUUGUCUCCUCUCUGUCGGUGUCUUUGACGGACUGCCACUCGCAGACGGACCCGGGUGAAGAGGCGUGUCCGUUGGUCUUGAGACUUGGCUCCGCCUCUGCUUUGAAAGAGGGUCUUGUGACGGUGAACUGCUCGACCAAUGGCUGCUCUGUAACACUCCUGGCCCCGCCCUGGCACACCUGGCUCCGCGUUGUUGUGGAGAGUAACCGUGAGAACCACACAGUGACCUUCAACGUCUCUUCAAAUUACACAGUGAGCUGCAAGCCACAAAGCGUGGGCCUGUCGCCGGACAUCAUCGCGACCCACGGCAACAGCAGCGACCGCAACGCAACACUGGCGGGCAACCGCACUGCGGCCGCAGAGGGGGACCCCCCGGGCGAGCGGUCCGCGGCGGGAGCGCUGUCGCCGGGGUGCGUGUGGGACGUCCCAGUGCUGGCGGAGGAGCUGGACGUGCUGUCUGUUCGCUUCUCCCCGGCGGGCGGCCCUAACGUGAGCGUGGCGCGCUCCAACCCCACGCUGCUCAGCUACCCCCUGCACACCCUCACCAGCGGGGGCACGCUCAGCCUGCAGCUCACACUGAACACUACCAGUACCUCCCUGGGGAACAGCAGCAGUGUGGCAGCCUGCCUCUCGCCCUGGGCUCCGGUCCUCGGUCUCAGCGGCUCCCAGCCCUGUCAGACAGCCUUGUUCCCAGGUUACCGUCUCCAUGUAAACAGCAGCUCUCCCAAGGCUGUGAUCAGGCUGCCCUUUCCCCAGGCCGCUACGUGGUACCUCUCUCUGCAGCUCACCUGCAACAGCAGUGGUUGCGGUAACGUGUCGGUGGUUUCCGUGGUGCCUGAGGUGUCAGUCAGUGCGUGUGUGGAGGACUGCGGGACCUACGGGGAGUGCAGGCUUCUGCGCUCAAACACCUACCUGUACGCUGCAUGCGUCUGCAAGGCUGGCUGGAGCGGGUGGGGCUGUACGGACGGCUCGGCAGCGCUGUCGUACGGGCGCCAGGUGACCGCCACCCUACUGCUCACGCUCAGUAACCUCCUGUUCCUGCCUGCCAUCGUGGUGGCGGCGCAACGCUGCUACGUCACGGAGGCCUCCGUGUACCUCUUCACGCUGUUCUUCUCCACGUUCUACCAUGCCUGCGACCAGCCUGGCGUGGCCGUGAUGUGCAUCAUGGACUACGACACCCUGCAGUUCUGUGACUUCCUGGGCUCCGUGUGCUCCAUCUGGGUCACCCUCCUCUGCAUGGCCCGUGUCCGCGACACUCUCAAAUAUACUCUGUUUGUGCUGGGGGCUCUGCUGAUAGCGAUGUCCAUGCAGUUGGACCGCCGGGGGCUGUGGAACAUGCUGGGCCCAGUGCUCUGUGCAGUGCUGGCCCUGGUCAUCGCCUGGGUGUACCGGGGCGUGCGGCGGCGCCACUGCUACCCCCCGUCCUGGCGGCGCUGGCUGCUGUACCUGGUGCCCGGCCUGCUGUGCGCGCUGGUGGGCGUGUGCGUGUACAUCUUCGCCGAGACGGAGGACAACUACCUGUACACCCACUCCGUGUGGCACGUGCUGGUGGCCCUCAGCGUGGUGUUCCUGCUGCCGCCCCGCGAGAGGAGCAGGGAGGCCUGGGGCUGGAGUCGCGGCUGGGCGGGCUCCUGGAGCCCCCGCGUCUGUGGCUACACGCUGUGCCACGGCAGCAAGGAGGAGCUGUACACCGUCAGCUAGCUGCCACGCACACGCACACGCACACACACGCACACACACACACACACACACACACACACACACACACACACACACACACACACACACACACACGCGCGUCUCUAGAUUCAGAGACGUGUCAACAUAUGAUGACACAAAUAUCUAAACACACACAUACAUUCAUCAUUAAGUAGCUUAAGAAUGUUAUGAACAGCAAUGUUUGACUUAUGUCUUUUUGGAUAUCUUUAUAGAGAGUACAGUUAUAUUUAUAUGAGGCGAAAUAUUCAUUUUCUUUCCGACCUUCUGCGUUUGUGUUUUUGUUUUUUUUGCCGGGCAAAAUUCCUGAAUGGUUCACCAAUGUUUUUAAGGUCCCUGCAAGCAUGUCUGCUGCAAAUAAUUAAUACCGCAAACCUCAAAUGCUACGAGGUUAGCAUUGAAUCACUCCUCAAGCACCUUUUUUUUGUAUUUGUUUAAUGCACUUCUUAUCUCAAUGGUCAGCUGCAAUCAUCAGGCGUCCAGUGACUUUAAAUCUAGUUUUAGAUUACAUUUUUCUUGAAUCAAGCACUUUGGAUGAUUGUGAGGCGAAAGGUGCCACUAUAGCAGUCCUGCUGGGUCGUUGCAGAUGCAGGUGUCCGCAACGUCACAGAUGAAUGUAUCUUAUCUCUAUAGCAUUGUCCCACGCCUCCCCGCCUUUUUAGUGUGUGUGUGUGUGUGUGUGAGACUGUACAGAUUGUAUAAGUAAAUCAACGCCCUCUACUCUGAACCAGGGAGGUUGUGGUAGCCUCCCUACACACUGCUUUAGGCUCUUCAAUUGAUCUAUCUACUGUCAGUGGUGAUGGGUUCUGAUUCUGUACUGUAUUAUUUUACCUCAAGUUGAUUUCUUAUUUUUAUUGUGACAUAUGUUCAAUCAAACGAGAUGCACACUUCCACUUUGAAAGCCUUUCUCGAAUUGCUGUUAUUAUGUUAUUUUUGUUGUGUGUGCGAAGGUUUUUUCUUAUAUUUUCUUUCGUAGCGUGAGGAAUAUCUAAAUCUUCAAGAUGUCUUCUUUCACGAGCUCCAGUAGCGCCCCCCAGCGACUGCCAUUUACCAUCUCAACAUUUACCUUAAAACGCUCCACUUUAAUGUGCACUACUCAGCAAUGUCCCGCCUGAAUUCAGACGACCAAAAAUAUAAAAUCUUGAAUUUCAAAUAA